UAGUAAUUUUAUUCCCCAUCCUAAUCUAAACAUUAAUUUAUUCACAAACCUAAUGCAAGUUGCAACCAUAAUCCUAUAAACAAAAUAGCAAAAAGGUAGUCCAAAAAAGAUAGAUAGCUACGGCGAGAAGAGAUCGAACGAAGGACAUCGAAGCCAAAGAACAAAAAUGAACGGAACAACAACACUUUCAACAACACCACACCACUGUUUCCACUCCAACACCCCAACCAGUUUCCUCAACACCGUUUCCCCAAUCCAAUUCCUCUCUUUCCGCAAUCACACUCACAAUCUCAGAGUCCUCUGUUUCUCUUCGAAUCCGUCGCAGCCGCCGCCGGUGGUGGUGGUGGGCUCCGCCAACGCCGACAUCUACGUGGAGAUCGACCGUCUCCCGCGCGAGGGCGAGACCCUCGCGGCGAAGUCCGGCCAAACCCUCGCCGGCGGCAAGGGCGCCAACCAGGCCACGUGCUCCGCCAAGCUCUCCUACCCGACCUACUUCGUCGGACAGGUCGGCAACGACGCCUAUGGAAGCCUCCUCGCCGACGCGCUUCGCGGCGGUGGGGUUCGCCUCGACAACCUGGCCGUGGUGGCGUCCGCGCCCACAGGUCACGCCGUUGUGAUGCUCCAAUCCAACGGCCAGAACUCCAUCAUCAUCAUUGGGGGUUCCAACAUGAGCGGCUGGCCAAGUACACUGCCACGUCAGCAUUUGGACCUCGUGGCGCAAGCUGGCAUUGUUCUGCUGCAGAGGGAGAUCCCUGAUGCUGUCAACGUUCAAGUCGCACAGGCUGCAAGGAAUGCUGGCGUGCCAGUAGUGUUAGAUGCGGGGGGCAUGGAUGGGCCCCUUCCACCACAAUUAUUGAAUUUUGUUGAUAUUCUGAGUCCUAAUGAAACUGAACUUGCUCGCCUUACUGGAAUGCCAACAGAAAGUUUUGAAGAGAUUGCACAGGCUGCUUUGAAAUGCCAUGAAUUGGGAGUUAAGCAAGUUCUUGUGAAACUUGGGGAAAAAGGAUCUGCCCUUUUUGUUGAAGGAGAAAAACCAAUUCAGCAGCCUGCCAUACUUGCUAAAACAGUCGUUGAUACUACUGGUGCCGGUGAUACUUUUACUGCUGCUUUUGCUGUGGCCUUGGUUGAGGGCAAGUCCAAAAAGGAAUGCCUCAGAUUUGCUGCUGCUGCGGCUUGUCUUUGUGUUCAAGUGAAGGGAGCCUCUCCUAGCAUGCCUGAUAGGAAAUCUGUUUUGGAUCUUCUUAUUUGUCAAUGAGAAUACUCACAAAAGGAAAUACAAAUCAGUGAAGAUUUUGAAACGCAUCUGGAACAGGAACAGAAUAACUUAUGGCAGAGAGAAAGACCCUGGAAAAUGGCAGCAAGUAAAGCAAAAGCCCUUUUACAGAGCAUUUCUGCAAGAAGGAUUCUUCAGCAUAAUAGCUUGUUGUCAUUGUAAUAAGAUUAGGCCAAGCACUUACCCUUUGGCAAUAGAAAGAAAAUGAAGAGAAGAUAAAAUAUAAUGUUUUACAUGUUUAAGAGAAGAAGCAAAGCAAGAAAAUAAGGAACUUCCUCUUUGUUCGGUGAGAAGUGGGAAAAAAAAUUAAUAAACCGAAAAAAUAUCUAUCCUGAAAUAUGACCCUAUUCAUUUUAGGGCCUUUAUUAAAAAAAACUAUGCCUAAAGAUAAUUAAUUUUUCAAUUGCACUAUCAUCACUUUCAGUGUGAAAAACUUAUUACUUUCUCAAAA
Messenger RNA from Glycine soja, 1724 nucleotides. RefSeq names its product ribokinase-like. The record is from RefSeq and is a predicted model, not a curated record. Lineage: Eukaryota; Viridiplantae; Streptophyta; Magnoliopsida; Fabales; Fabaceae. Bases 167 to 1255 code for a protein of 362 amino acids. Gene Ontology annotation, biological process: D-ribose metabolic process. Gene Ontology annotation, molecular function: ribokinase activity. The transcript has 5 exons.